Selaginella moellendorffii is the source of this 621-nucleotide messenger RNA. RefSeq names its product pentatricopeptide repeat-containing protein At4g02750-like. The coding region runs from base 1 to 621 and encodes 206 amino acids. The transcript has a single exon. Gene Ontology annotation, biological process: RNA modification. The record is from RefSeq and is a predicted model, not a curated record. NCBI's taxonomy places the organism in Eukaryota, Viridiplantae, Streptophyta, Lycopodiopsida, Selaginellales, Selaginellaceae. Gene Ontology annotation, molecular function: protein binding; RNA binding.
AUGUUCAGCGCGUUUGCGGAAAAUGGAUGUGUAGUAGAAGCCAAAUAUCUGUUUGAAAGUGGUACAAAUCAUGAUUUGGUGUCGUGGACUGCUUUUAUGACCGCAUUUGCCCUUAAUGGGCAUUUUUGUCGUUGCGGGUCCUUGUUCUUGCGUAUGCCCGAAAGGGACGUGGUUGCAUGGACCACACUGCUUGCAGCUUACGCACAGAACGGCAGGUCCGACGAGGCACUAUACGUUUUCCACUCCAUGAACGCCAUGGACGUGUCCGUGGAUGGAUGCUUUGGCUGUGCGCUCGUGGCAUGCAGCCACGUUGGCAGCGUCUACGCGGCAAGAUCUUGCUUCGUGUCGAUAGAGAUGGACUUCCAUGUACAGCCCGUGAAGCUCCACUUUCGGUGCAUGAUCGAUGUCUUGGGGAGAGCCGGGUAUUUGCAUUCUGCCCAGGAGCUGCUCAAAACCAUGCCCUUCGAGCCCGAGACUGUGGACUGGAAGUGCCUCUUGGGGGCAUGUAGGAGCUACAGAUCCUCCGUUGAGUUUGGGAAUUUCGUUGCCAAGAAUGUCAUUGACAAGGAUCCGAGAGGAGCUACUGGUUAUGUCCUUGCAGCCAACAUGAUGGUCUCCUAG